Drosophila eugracilis is the source of this 834-nucleotide messenger RNA. RefSeq lists its product as uncharacterized. The record is from RefSeq and is a predicted model, not a curated record. Lineage: Eukaryota; Metazoa; Arthropoda; Insecta; Diptera; Drosophilidae. The transcript is spliced from 3 exons. The coding region runs from base 25 to 789 and encodes 254 amino acids.
UCUAGCACUAAUAAGCCUUUAAAUAUGUAUCCAAAUUGGCUCGUUCUGCUCCACUUGCAGCUGGUGUGUUUGGUCGUUUGUUCGCAAAUGUUUGCACAGCCGCUGACAAAGAACCACAGCACCGGCAUUUUGAGCAUCAAUCGGGCGGAGGGACAGAAGAUUGAGGAAGCCGCCCUUCUGCAGCAUCUGCAACAAAUCACGGGAAGCGAAGCGUUGGCGCCAUUGUUGCACGAGUUACUGGGCCAAACUCUGCCAAAUUGGCAGCAGCAACAGCAGCAGAAGCAGCAGCAGCGACAGAAGCAAUCCCACCAGCACCACCGACCAAAACAACAGCAACAACAGGCCACAAAUCAACCGCAACGACAACAACGGGGCCAAGAGUUUUUUGUUUAUGAAAAUGCCGCGGGUCAACCACCUCAAAUAUUGGCCGGGUUCAAUGGCGUCAAUGUGCAACCUGAACAGCCAACAGCCCAACAACUGCACCUCCAGCCAAAGCCAAUUCAGACUGAACCCAAACAACAACAGCAACACCAACAACAAUAUCCCGUAGCUGGGCCAAAAAUCGUUAAGGCGCCGCCAGCCGCAGCCGUUUGGGCGCCAGAACUCAAGAGCCACCCGCCCCCAUACCCGGCAACUGCAGCGCCAGCAAGUUGCCAACUCAGCUGCAAUCCAUCGGAAGUUGCCGCUGUUGCUCCCAGGCCAACAGCCACUCUUACUCCGCCCACUUUUGGUGGCCACGAGACGAUCCCGUUGCUCAGUGCCACGGUGCUCAAGGCGACAGCUGGUUAAGUUUUUAAUUAAAUCGCUGGCAUAAUUAAUAAAGAUGCGCAUAGA